Messenger RNA from Aspergillus japonicus CBS 114.51, 1524 nucleotides. Its product is annotated as FAD-binding oxidoreductase. Lineage: Eukaryota; Fungi; Ascomycota; Eurotiomycetes; Eurotiales; Aspergillaceae. The transcript is spliced from 3 exons. Bases 1 to 1524 code for a protein of 507 amino acids. Gene Ontology annotation, molecular function: oxidoreductase activity; FAD binding. The record is from RefSeq and is a predicted model, not a curated record.
AUGGCCUGGGGCCUGGCAGCCCUGGCGGUGGCGGUGGUGAGCGAGCCGGUCCCGGUCCCUCACUACUUCCAACGCGAGGCCCUCACGCGGCGAGACUUGUCGGUCUCGCAGGUCUCGCGGGAACUGGGCGCCCUCGUCUCGAACACCACCGCAAUCUUCGGGCCCUCGGAUCCCCGGUGGGAGAAUGCGACGGAGCGGUAUACCACGUUUGCGCCGCCGACGAUCGAGCUCGUGGUGCAGCCGGGGCUGGAGUCGGACAUCCCCAUCAUCAUCAAGUACUGCAACCGGAACAGCAUCGAGUUCAUGGCAGUCAAUCGGGGCCACUCGCUGACCAUCACCACGGGUCGCUUCAAGGGCAUCGAGAUUGACAUGGCUUCCCUGCGGGACUAUACCAUUGAGCCGGACUUCCAAUCCGCGUGGUUUCAGGGGGGCAGCUAUGGGGGAUCGGUGAUCUCCAGCCUCUGGGAUCAAGGCUAUGUGGCGACCACGGGCAGCUGUACCUGCGUCGGACUGCUGGGACCCGGUCUCGGUGGCGGCCACGGGCGCUUUGAAGGGCAGUACGGAUUGGUCAGCGACAACCUGGUGAACCUGAACGUCGUGCUGGCCGACGGGUCAGCCAUCCAGGUCAACGCGACGAGCCACAGUGACCUGUGGUGGGCGCUGCAGGGCGCAGGCCACAAUUUCGCGCUGGUGACGAGCUUCCAGAUGAAGAUCCACCCGCGCAAGGUGGACACCUGGCACUACCACAACUACGUCUGGUCGGGCGACAAGUUGGAGACGGUGUUCGAGCAGCUGAACAUCUUCCACACGAGCGCGAACGGGACGACGCCGGUGCUGAUGGCGGUGAACUUCGGGGAGUUUGGGAUCGAGGCCAACUACAGCAGCACGGAGGCGGUGCUGGAAUGGAGCUUCGUGUACGCGGGGCCUGCGGCCGACGCCGAGGCCCUGCUGGCGCCCUUCAACGCGAUCGAGGCCCUCUCCGAGGAAACAGGCGACGUGCCCUACCCGGACAUCGCGGACAUCCAGGGCACGGGGCUGAACAGCGCCGCCUGCGUCGCCGGCUACAAAUGGGCCCUGCGCACCGCCGGCAGCGUCGACUACAACAUCACCGCCGAGCGCCAGAUCUACGACACCUUCAACCGCAAGGUCGCCCAGUACCCGGACCUGGCCCUCGGCGCCCGCGUCACCCACGAGGGCUACGCCAACGCCGCCAUGAAACAGGUCGAUGCCGCCUCCACCGCCGUCUCCUACCGCGCCGAGAACCAUCUGCUGUAUAUUGCGGUGGAUAUUCCCGAGGGCUCCAAUCUGACCGCCGCGGCCAUGGAGUGGGCCGAUGAGACCCGCGCCCUCUGGAAUCAGGGCCAGCCCGGCCGCCAGCCCUCCACCUAUGUCAAUUACGCCUUUGGGGAUGAGCCUGUGGCCUCGAUGUAUGGCUAUGAGCCGUGGCGGCUGGCCCGGUUGCGCGCGCUGAAGCAGAAGUAUGACCCCCACAACCGGUUCCGCUUCUAUAAUCCUUUUGUUUAG